AUGACCUCGGUCCAUAUAGUCUCUCCUGUCGGUCGCCAUCCAUUCCAGGCUGGCGUCAAUCCUUCCGAGUCCAUGGCCGCGUUGAUGCAGUCAAAUAACGAUUCUGUGGCGUUCUCCAAUUCCUUACCUACCCCGUCUCACCCCGUCACCGCGAGUCCCUCGGAUUCGGUCGCCUACCUGAAACACUCCAAACCUGAUUCCUCGUUGACCUCCAUCGCACACGCUGGGUUGAACGUCUCUCGACGCGGUGACUCUCUGCCACCCAUGACCACGCCACCGUCCACCGUGGGCCCGACCGAUCGGCCCUUGGACCAGGAGAAGGAUGCGGAGCGCAACAGUUCGCAGGUCGCUCGUGAGGCCCUAGGCGCCAGCGAGAAGCAGCAACAACACCCGCUGCCACCCCCCACUGACGCCGUCGCCGUCUCCGAUCACAUGCAGGUCGAUUCCCACUCCACCCCCGGGAAUGCGCCCGACGCCUUUGCCGCCGCCGACCAUGCCGCUUCCUCCCUGAUGAACACCUCCACGGUCGCCAGUCCCGGCCCCAUCGAGGACUCCGCCUCGCAGGAUGGCGACCGUCCGCGCCAUCGUGACGAGACCGAGCUGCUGCAGGACACCGGGAACAAGGCCUUCUCCUACCCCAUGCCCACGGGCAAUUUGGCCGACCCGCGUCGCGGCCUGAGUCUGCCUGGCUCCGGCUUCGGCAAGGCCGGCCAACGGUCGCCGUCGGCCAAGAAGCACCGCUGUCCCUACUGCGCCACCGAGUUCACUCGCCAUCACAACCUCAAGAGCCAUCUGCUCACCCACAGCCAGGAGAAACCCUACGUCUGCCAAACCUGCCAGUCGCGUUUCCGCCGCCUCCACGACCUCAAGCGGCACACCAAGCUGCACACGGGCGAGCGUCCGCACAUCUGCCCCAAGUGCGGUCGCCGCUUCGCCCGGGGCGAUGCCCUGGCGCGCCACAACAAGGGCCAGGGCGGCUGUGCCGGCCGUCGGUCCAGCAUGGGGAGCUACGCCCCCGACGAUGAAUACGGCGACCCGACGGGCCCCGGCGGUCCCGACGACUCCAUGGAGGGGCUCGUCUACGCCGAGCCGGAGCGCAUGGACGAGGAGGACGAGCGCCGCCUCAACAUGCCGAGCAUCAAGAAGCACGACCUCCCCGCCCCCAGCGGCGCCAGCUACCCCCCGCCCCGCCAGCCGAGCACCUAUCCGCCCCUGGCCGCGGGGCGACCCUCGCCCGGCGGCUUGUUCCCGCCGCCCACCAGCCACGGCGGCUCGAGCGCGUCGGCCUCGCCCGUCUCGCAGCCCGGCAGCCUCACUUUCCCCCCCGCCGGCCACCAGGCCACGGGACCUCCCUCCGCCUUCCCGCCGGCCGGGGUCGCCGACAGCAGCCCGCGCCCACUGUCCCCCAACGCCCUCGCCUCGCACUCGCCGCCCUACGCCCGAACCGGGUCCAUCUCCCAGGCGCCGCUGCCACCGCCGCCGGGCAUGGCCUCGUCGGCAGAUGCGCGUUUUACACUCCACGCGCCCCCGCCGUCGGCCCCCAAGCCGGGUCCGGACGGCCUUCCCACCAACGGCGGCCAUCGGUCCGGGCCCCCCGAUGGUGGCUACGUCGAUCCUGGCCGGGAACGGGAGGACAGCCUGUGGCGGUACAUCCGGACGGUCCACGACGAGUUGGGCGCGCUGAAAUCGGAGGUCGCGACGCUCCGCGCCCAGCUGGCGUCCCAUUCCGGUCCCACUGACCACAGCAACAGCCUCGCUGCCCCGGCGGUCUCGUCAGCACAACUGGGGGGCCACGAGAACAGUUCGGCCAGUCCGGCGCACCGGUGA
This is a messenger RNA of Aspergillus campestris IBT 28561, 1827 nucleotides long. Its product is annotated as C2H2 zinc finger protein. The coding region runs from base 1 to 1827 and encodes 608 amino acids. Gene Ontology annotation, cellular component: nucleus. Gene Ontology annotation, biological process: regulation of transcription by RNA polymerase II. The record is from RefSeq and is a predicted model, not a curated record. Gene Ontology annotation, molecular function: DNA-binding transcription factor activity, RNA polymerase II-specific; RNA polymerase II cis-regulatory region sequence-specific DNA binding. The transcript has 3 exons. Lineage: Eukaryota; Fungi; Ascomycota; Eurotiomycetes; Eurotiales; Aspergillaceae.